AAUCUGAGGGACGUAAUGGAGCAAGAUCGCCGGAAGAAGAAUACAUUAGAGACGGACUUCUUCACCGAGUACGGGGAUGUCAACAGAUUCAAAACCCAGGAGGUCAUAGGCAAAGGAAGUUAUGGACUUGUAUGCUCUGCCAUCGAUACGCAUACUGGGGAAAAGGUUGCAAUAAAGAAGAUACACGAUAUCUUUGAGCACAUAUCUGAUGCUGCCAGGAUCCUUCGUGAGAUCAAACUUCUCAGGCUCUUAAGGCAUCCUGACAUUGUGGAGAUCAAGCACAUUAUGCUGCCUCCAUCAAAAAAAGAUUUCAAAGAUAUUUAUGUCGUUUUCGAACUCAUGGAAUCAGAUCUUCACCAAGUCAUAAAGGCUAACGAUGACUUGACAAGGGAGCACUAUCAGUUUUUCCUUUACCAGAUGCUUCGUGCGCUGAAAUAUAUCCACACAGCUAAUGUUUAUCACCGAGACCUCAAGCCGAAAAACAUACUUGCUAAUGCAAACUGCAAACUGAAAAUAUGUGACUUUGGAUUAGCAAGAGUAGCUUUCAGCGAUACACCCACUACGAUCUUCUGGACGGACUAUGUUGCGACUAGAUGGUAUAGAGCCCCUGAACUUUGUGGAUCAUUUUACUCUAAGUACACCCCCGCAAUAGAUAUUUGGAGCAUCGGCUGCAUUUUUGCUGAGAUUUUGACUGGAAAGCCGCUAUUCCCUGGCAAAAAUGUGGUUCACCAGCUUGAUUUGAUGACUGAUCUUCUAGGGACACCUUCAUUAGAUACAAUUUCUCGGGUGCGAAAUGAAAAGGCAAGGAAAUACUUGAGCAGCAUCAGGAAAAAAGAACCUGUACCAUUUUCACAGAAGUUUCCAAAAGCAGAUCCUUUGGCACUAAAAUUGCUUGAAAGGCUGUUAGCUUUCGAUCCGAAGGAUCGUCCAACUGCCGAAGAGGCAUUGGCUGAUCCGUACUUUAAGGGUCUCGGAAAAAUUGAGAGAGAGCCUUCUUGCCAACCAAUUUCAAAGAUGGAAUUUGAAUUUGAGCGCCGGAGAGUGACAAAAGAGGACAUCAAGGAACUCAUCUUUCAUGAAAUUUUGGAAUACCAUCCUCAACUGCUCAAGGAGUACCUAAAUGGAACCGAAAGGCAAAACUUCCUUCACUUAAGUGCUGUGGAUCAAUUUAGGAAGCAAUUUACUCAUCUUGAGGAAAAUGGUGGUAGAAACGGGCCAAUGAUUCCACCAGAGAGGAAGCAUGUUUCUCUCCCUAGAUCUACAGUGGUGCACUCUUCUACAAUUGCUCCAAAGGAACAAAAUUAUAUAGCACCGUCCGGAGAGAAGUAUUUCACAGAUGAGACACAGAACAAUGCAAAAUAUACCGAAGGCUUUCCUGGGUACCAUGCAAGGACCUCACAUCUUCCUCAGAGAAUUCCUAUUGCAAAGCCCCCGAGAGUUGUGGGACCUGUAAUGCCCUACGAAAGCGGAAAUCCCACAGACAUAUAUGAUCCCAGGAGGCUAAUAAGGCAUUCUUCGGUUCCUUUGCAGCCUACUAUACUAUUCCCUAUUCAGAGUACAAUGGUAUAUAUGGGGAGCUCAGAAAGGAGGUCGAUGGACACAGAUAGGAUUGCGGUGCAACAUAUGCCACCCCCACGCCAAAGUGUGCCCAUACAGGGAAACACCGGGGGACCUGAGGUAUCUAUAGACAUGCGGGCCCCUCCUUUCUACAUGCCACCCCAUGAAACUACAGCUAAUUCAGCUGACAACAGAAUUACAACAAAUUCAGAAGCAACCCUAGCGCAGGCUAAUCAUCCUUAUGCUGCGGUUGCUAUUCCUGCUUCUCAUGCGCAGGUUCCUUCCUAUCAGUAUGGCAUGUCACAAAUAAUUUAGUGCUGAUCGAUAAGAGUUGCUAUUUAUCGAUGUACUGACCCUUUGGAGGGUUUUAAUUCUCAAAGGAUAGGAUAGCAGGAAUCUUCAGUAACAAAUCGCAGAAUAAAACUGAAUAACUGGAAGAAUUAGAACAUAGCAGCAUACCGUCACAGAGGGAUAUUCUGGUGAAACUUUUUAUACAACUCAAAAAUGUAGGUUUGUUUUCUUCUUCUUCUUUGCCUUUGGUGAUAUUUGGGCAUUCUGCUUCAUUCCAACUGUAAGAUCGUUCGUAGUUUUAUGGACUGUUUUUCGUGAGCAAAGAGUAGAUUACUGACUGAUGAUCAGUCGUGAGCACUGACUUCUGACUUUUUCUGGAAGCCUCUGCAUGAACUGGGAAACAACUGUAGAAAAAUUUCAGGAUCUUGGCAUGUUAAUCCUUAAUGGAAGGUUGAAAUUGAUUAUAUUGAGUGUUAGUGGUUACCCUGAUUGUUCCUAUACUAACUCCAUAUGUCAACUUUUGCUUAAUGUGUUUUCUUCCUCUUCGUUCAGUUUGUUUGUAAACUAUAUGGGAUUGUUUCUGUACUAUCCCGAUAUGACAAGUCGGUUCUUGUACUCUCUGUACUUUGUUUUUAUUUUCCUUUUAUUUUCUUAAA
Molecule: messenger RNA, 2504 nt
Organism: Ananas comosus (pineapple)
Lineage: Eukaryota; Viridiplantae; Streptophyta; Magnoliopsida; Poales; Bromeliaceae
Product: mitogen-activated protein kinase 10-like
Exons: 10
Coding region: 16-1872 (618 amino acids)
Biological process (GO): intracellular signal transduction; protein phosphorylation
Cellular component (GO): nucleus; cytoplasm
Molecular function (GO): MAP kinase activity; ATP binding
Source: RefSeq, a predicted model, not a curated record